AAUGGAUCCUAAGCACUGGCUCUGAUAUUGUUUCUCAUUUUUCAAGAAAUCCAUUUUGUUUAGGUUUAGGUCUCCUUGCUUUGGAAUCUGAAGGAAUUCAGGAUGAAGAUGAUGGUAUGGCUGUUGAUGGUUGGAUAGGAGACGGAGAGAGUGAUUGUGAGAGUGUGGAUAGUGAGGGAGAAGAUUGUCUUCAGCAUGCUGGUGUAUAUACUGGAGAAGAGGUGAUGCGUAGCAUGAAGGAUAAGCUCGUGAAGUUACAGAAACUUUAUAUUGAUCAGUUCCAGAGAAUACUUCAUAAGAUGAGGGAGUCUAGAAGAUUAUAUUUAAAACAGUUAAAAGCAGAGAAGGAAGCAGGACUAAUGAAUAUAUUUAACCAACCAAGGGAUAUAUCUGGUGAACUAUCUGAGUAUGAAAGAAUGAAAGGAAUGUUACACUACUAUUCACCUGCGGGAAGAGAAGCUUUGCUUGCUCUAAGACACAGAGAGCGUCGAACAGGGUUGAUUUCUGGAUCUAAACCAACCUCGAACCCUCCCCCUUGUCAGCAUAUUCUCACCACUACAACUAGAUGCUCCGCCCCCUCGGUACCUAUGGCCAAGUUCUGCCUCAAGCAUAUCCUGGAGGAGGUGGGGCAGGUUCUGUACCGCCCCUGUGGGGUGGUGACCCCUGCAGAUGGUCCCUGUGAGACCCCUGUAGCAUCAAUGUUUAAUCAGGAUACUUGUGUAUUCCACACUAAACUACUAUCACCUUGCACCAGUCCGAAGAGACCGGAGAAAAAGGAAAAAUCUGUCGGCAAAGAGAAAAAAUCCUCCAAGUUGAGAAGAGGAAAAUCUGCAAAGGAUGCAAAAGAAGAAAAGGUUGAGGUAAAAGAAGAGGCUGCGGAGGCUGCUGUUAAAGCAGGAGACGACAACGAAGAGGUUGGAAAGAAUGAUACAGAAACGGCUGAGCAAGGGAUUAUGAAGUUAAGUCCGAUUAAAGAAGAGAUCUCCCAAAUAUCAGCAGAGAUGGAUAUUGACAAGAAUAUUACCGCUAAAGCUGACACUGCAGACAAAACAGACAAAAUUAACCCGACCGAGAGUGAAACUGAAAACGAUGACAAAAAUCGGAUCACAGCGGAUCAAAUCGAUGACAAAAAUCAGAUCACAGCGGAACAAAUCGAGGAUAAAAGUAGGACGGGAAAAGACGAUGAGGAUCACCCCGAGUUGGGUAGUACUAGUACGGGAGGGAUUUCCAGCGUCGAUAAAGAGACAAAUGUGACUGAAAAAUAAGAUUGUAAUGAUAAUAUGCAUCUGUCCUAAGAUUAUAUAGACUGUAGAAUAGGAUCAUGUAGAACUGAACGGAUUUCCUAUUUUGUUGUAAUUAUCAUGUUGUAAAAUAACAAAUAUAGAAUCGUAUCUGAAACAUUAA
Eurytemora carolleeae is the source of this 1404-nucleotide messenger RNA. RefSeq names its product KAT8 regulatory NSL complex subunit 2 (gene dgt1). The transcript is spliced from 8 exons. Gene Ontology annotation, cellular component: NSL complex. NCBI's taxonomy places the organism in Eukaryota, Metazoa, Arthropoda, Copepoda, Calanoida, Temoridae. The coding region runs from base 117 to 1265 and encodes 382 amino acids. The record is from RefSeq and is a predicted model, not a curated record.